AUGGAUAAUGCAGCCAACAGUCUCCAUCUUCGGGACGCCUCAUUUUCUGCUUACCUCAGCACGACAGAGGAGAACUUUGCAGUCAAGCUUGCUGAGUCGAUUCAGAGCCCCUAUCUGCCCCUUACUUCAACGCAAGAGGCUGCCUAUCCAGUAAACUUAGGAAGAACCAUGUCUGUGGAGGAGGGUGAGCUUAGGGUCUUUGGCGCUGAGAAAUACUUCAACAUGAAAAUGGAUGAUGGGAGGCGAAGGCUUACCACCAGUAGUUCAUUGAAGCACAGGCAAAUAAAAGAAGACCGAGCUGAUCUGCACUGUACUAAACCAAAAAUCAGGCCAGGAACUCCGAGUGCAAGCUCUGAAGCAAGUUGGAACAGCCACGCUGCAUUAUUGCCAAGGCUCCUGAGAAACCCAUCUCCCAGUAAGCAAAGGAAGGCAAAUGCAAAGAUGAUUUUUGCUGGUUUUGGUUGCAAUGGAUCUUGUUCUGAUAAGAAAUCCGUCUAUGUUGAUACAAAUGCUGAGCCUGGAGGGGUUCAUGGAAAGGAGAUCAGAAAAAAAGUCGCUCAAAAUGAUCCGAAUCCACUCAUGCUGGACAGGACAAGGCUUUCCCAACCAGGGUUUCCAGUCAAAAACGAGAUUCAUAGCAGAAGUUUUGAUAAGGCCAGUAUUGGGUUCAAGAGAGAGGAGUAUUUUGGAUACCCAAUUAUAAAUUCCGGGCUGGAAAGUUUGACAGUAAAAGGAGAGUCAGUAGACAAGAGAGCAGAAGAGGAGGGGCGAAAGUCCCUAGAGGUGUUUGGCUCCCAUAUGCUGAAAAAGGGAGAUGUUGCAACCAACCUAGACAGGAAACUCUCUGUGCUCACUUGGGAUGCCAUUCCAAAAGUCCAGACCGUUCCAACAACUUCUGAAGGUACGGGAAUGUAUGAAGACAAUGAGAGUGAUGCUAGUUCUGAUCUGUUUGAGAUAGAGAACCUGUCCGGCAGUGCCCACCCAUUGUUCAAUAGGCAAGCCUCAGAUGGCAUGUCCAGCUGUACCCGGUAUGAGCCAAGCGAGGCCAGCAUUGAGUGGAGUGUGAUCACAGCCAGUGCAGUUGAUUUCUCAGUGACUUCAGAUUUUGACGAGAAGAAACAGGUGGAGAGUACUGAAAAUUCAAGGGAAAUGAAUUUUGCAAGCACACCCACUAGACCAAGCAAAACCAAAUCCUCAGUGGGCAAGGAAGCACAACGAAGCCGUCCCACUGGACUGUUGGGAUGUAGGAGUGACAAAGCGGUGAGAGUUUCUGAGCCAGCAUAUCGAACAAAUGACAAGGUAAAGUCUGACCCGGGAUGGCAUCAUAGGUUGGAUUCCUCCAUGCCACUAGGGAAGUCCCAAGGCGAGAAUAAGGUGAAAGAUUUUGAGUUCCCACAGGCGCAACAUGCUUUUGCAUAA
This is a messenger RNA of Vitis riparia (riverbank grape), 1419 nucleotides long. Its product is annotated as protein PHYTOCHROME KINASE SUBSTRATE 3-like. Lineage: Eukaryota; Viridiplantae; Streptophyta; Magnoliopsida; Vitales; Vitaceae. The coding region runs from base 1 to 1419 and encodes 472 amino acids. The record is from RefSeq and is a predicted model, not a curated record. The transcript has a single exon. Gene Ontology annotation, biological process: phototropism.